This is a messenger RNA of Linum tenue, 1780 nucleotides long. NCBI's taxonomy places the organism in Eukaryota, Viridiplantae, Streptophyta, Magnoliopsida, Malpighiales, Linaceae. The record is from the annotation of a GenBank genome assembly.
CCAGAAUUCCGCCGCAAGUGUCCAACUCCAUUGUACUACUACUACUACACUACUCGAGGUGGAGGCAACGUCUCCAGCAGUCCAACUCCUAACCCCAAACAAAGGUUGUUCAAAUGAAAAUGAGAGUAAUCCCAUUCUCAUCCUUUCCAUGGCGGGCGAGGCUAGCGUCGUCAUUUUACCCAUAACCCUAUCAGUGCACUUCUAAGGUAUAAAUUCAGAAACUUCUGGUCGGUCUGCGUGCUUUCUCCGGGCAAUACGGGAAGGUGGCGGCGAGGUAGCUAGCUUUCUCUCGAUCGACUUUCUCCAGGGUCACCAUCUUAAAUUGCAAACAUGGCGGAUGGAUCAAAGCAUCCAUCAGUUGUUCAGAAGAUAUAUGGGCAAUCCUAUCUUGUCACCAAGCUGUCUCCAGGCUUGCAAAGCAGGAAUGGGACUGCUAGUUUUUUUGACACUGGUUUCCAGUCUCCGCUCCAUUACACUAUGCAGGGAACUGGGUUGGCAGUUCUCCCCACCCAUUCCCCCAUCUUUGUUCAAGCACCCUCUGAGAAAGGCUUUGGUGCCUUUAUGAUUGAUUUCCUCAUGGGAGGAGUCUCUGCUGCGGUUUCCAAGACUGCAGCUGCUCCUAUCGAGCGUGUUAAGCUCCUGAUUCAGAAUCAAGAUGAGAUGAUUAAAGCUGGCCGUCUUUCGGAACCCUACAAGGGGAUUGGUGACUGUUUUGCGAGAACCAUGAAGGACGAGGGUGUGAUUGCCCUUUGGAGAGGCAACACUGCUAAUGUUAUCAGAUACUUCCCUACUCAGGCUCUGAACUUUGCUUUCAAAGAUUACUUCAAGAGGCUGUUUAACUUCAAGAAAGACAGGGAUGGUUACUGGAAAUGGUUUGCUGGGAACUUGAUGUCUGGUGGAGCAGCUGGUGCAUCAUCUCUUUUGUUUGUUUACUCCUUGGAUUAUGCUCGAACACGUUUGGCCAAUGAUGCAAAGGCAGCUAAAAAGGGUGGCGAGAGGCAGUUCAAUGGCUUGGUUGACGUGUACAAGAAAACUAUCAAAACUGAUGGCGUUGCUGGACUCUACCGUGGUUUCAACAUCUCUUGUGUUGGAAUCAUUGUGUACCGUGGACUCUACUUUGGCAUGUACGACUCUCUUAAACCUGUGGUUCUCACUGGUGAUUUGCAGCAGGAUAGUUUCCUGGCAAGUUUCUUGCUGGGAUGGGGUAUCACAAUAGGAGCUGGGCUGGCAUCUUAUCCAAUUGAUACCGUGCGAAGAAGAAUGAUGAUGACAUCAGGGGAAGCUGUGAAGUACAGCAGCUCGCUGGAUGCAUUCAAGCAGAUUGUCCAGAAAGAAGGCACGAAAUCACUCUUCAAGGGUGCUGGUGCGAACAUCCUUCGAGCAGUGGCUGGUGCAGGUGUGCUUGCUGGCUAUGAUAAGCUGCAGCUGAUCGUCUUCGGCAAGAAGUAUGGAUCUGGCGGCGGCUAAUUAGGUAGGUUGUGGGUAUACAAGGGGAUAGGGAGAGAGCAAUUAUGAUGAUGAGAAAUUAGAAUGCUUGUGUAGUAGGGGGGUUCUUUUCUAAAGUUUGAAUAAUUUUAGAUGGUCUCAAGUACUGUUUUGUCAUCCCAGUACGUAGUGUGGGUUUGAUGCUAUAGGGCCAUUGUGAUUAGACCUGGCAGCUGCAAAUUUUUGGGGUGUGGUUUUGUUGUGUCAGAGUACUGAGCUGAAUGGUUCCUCGUUUGGACCGUGGAUGAGAAUAAUAAUCAAAAUACGUUGUCUAAGAAGAGUUGCAUAUGUGCUU